AUGCUGAUUCAGGGUUCUCUGUAUCUUUGGGGCCUCCUGUACAAUGUUCGUACAAUCUAUGGCGUCGCAGCGGUUUUAUUUUUGUUACCCGUGAUGGUGAUUAUCCUUGCACGAAAUGGAAAUGUUUCGACAACGCACAGGAAGCUUAAGAAAAACCAUAAAAAGCAAGGAGAGUCUGCGAAUAAUAUGGAAGAUCAAUAUCAUCCCAUGUUCGGCCUCCCGGCAGAUUGUGGAAAUCUCGGGCUGCCACGAAUCAAAGCACUCUAUCUCCACCCCGUCAAGUCUUGCGCACCCAUUGAGGUCGAGUCUGCUUUACUCACCAAGACUGGAUUCCUCUUCGACCGAUGUUUCGCAUUUGCAACGGGCCCUCUUCAAAACGGACCCGACUCGACCGACAAAUGGCGAUUUAUCAGCCAGCGCACUAAGCCUGCCAUGUCCAUGAUUGAGACUGAAAUAUGGCUUCCUACACAGGGUGAUCAUGUCGGUCAUCUGGCCGUGAUGUUUCCAAGUCUAGAAACACCUACUUGGGCCGAUCGACUUGAGACCCUUCUUCGCACGUGGGAUCUAUCCGCCAUUCCCAAAGUAUCAUUCUCCGUACCCCUCGAUGUUAUCGCCGAAGGAUUCGACGACUACGUAACGAAGCCGAAGACCUUUACUAUUCAUUCUCGUGAAGCCAUGGGCCUCGACAUGGGCGAGCUUCCUCGUGUCGCAGCAGCCAUGCCUAAGCUGAAGAAGUUUUUAAAGAUCCCUGAUAACCAAGGCCUGUCGCUUUUCAGAUGUACUGAAGACACCCUGGUCCGCACUGAUAAAAACCUCGCACCGCUCGAGAACAUCGGCACACCGGCUGUUCACGGAUACACAGAUCAGCAACCGCUCAACAUCAACAGUCUAUCAUCCGUUCACGCCGUGUCUGCGCUGCUUCCCGCCGAAAAUCAACCCCUGAAUGCACUUCGUUUCCGGGCAAAUAUCUGGAUCGAGAAUUCUCCCGCUUACGAUGAAGAGACGUGGAAGCGCUGCACCAUCUUGCCAAAGGAUCGUCAAGUGGAUUUAAAAACUCACGCAGCCCCAACUCUUUCUGUUGUAUGCCGGACUUCGCGGUGCACAAUGCCCAAUGUUGACCCGGAGAAAGGAGUCUUUGAUACGGAUAAUGCGCCUCCGGGUAGGAAGAAGGGUAAGCCGCAACCAAGCACAACAUUGGUACAGCACCGUACCGUUGAAGAUGGAAACAAAAUGGCACUCGGAUACCUGGGCAUGCAUUGUGUUCCAGAGGAUUGGUGUUUGAGAAUGGCCGAGGACAAUGAUCAAGGCUUGUAUGUUCGUGUCGGUGAUGAGAUUGAGGUUCUCGAACGUGGGACACAUCUCUAUGGAUCUACGGCUGGUGAUUACUAG
This is a messenger RNA of Penicillium manginii, 1389 nucleotides long. RefSeq lists its product as uncharacterized. The transcript has a single exon. Gene Ontology annotation, molecular function: catalytic activity; molybdenum ion binding; pyridoxal phosphate binding. The record is from RefSeq and is a predicted model, not a curated record. The coding region runs from base 1 to 1389 and encodes 462 amino acids. NCBI's taxonomy places the organism in Eukaryota, Fungi, Ascomycota, Eurotiomycetes, Eurotiales, Aspergillaceae.